Messenger RNA from Entrophospora sp. SA101, 1806 nucleotides. The record is from the annotation of a GenBank genome assembly. Lineage: Eukaryota; Fungi; Glomeromycota; Glomeromycetes; Entrophosporales; Entrophosporaceae.
AUGAUAGUUAAACUUGAUAUUGAACUUGUUCAAAUGAUUGAACAAGAUAGGUUCAUUCCCGAUGAAGAAGAUGACGAAAAUUUAACAGUUACCCAUGAAACAUUUACACACGAGACAAAUACGAGAUCUACUGCCUCAUCUCUUCCCGUUUCGUUUCUGAACGAUUUUGAUGGAUUAAACCUCACUAGAGAACGUAUGCAACGCUAUGACGAUGAGAUAUCUACUACCACAUCUACAGAAACAACCACAACGUCUGCAGCUACACCUACACUCACAUCUGCCAUUGCUCCUGAUACAGAGACCGGAGCUACUGGAGAUAGUAGAAGGGAAAGAAUUAGAUUUAAACGAGAAAAAGCAAUAUUCCAAGCACUUAAUAACAUCGAGAGCGCAUUGGAAGUCGAUCUUUGCUAUGUUUUAGACUGCACUGGUUCCAUGGCGGGUCACAUUGCUGCUACCAAAGAUUGCAUUUUACAGGUGACAGAUUACAUUAAAAAUACAAAUCCGUCCAUUAAAAUACAAGUUGGGUUUUGUGGCUAUCGUGAUUUCUGUGACGGCAGCAAUCGCUUGCAAGUUUUUGAUUUUACCGAAUCACACGAAGUAUUCAAAGCAAAUUUAGCUACUGUAGCAGCCACGGGUGGUGGUGAUGGACCAGAAGAUGUUCUUGGAGGUCUUGACGCAGCUUUGAAUCAAAUGACCUGGCGUAAUGGUACUCGGGUUCUUCUACACAUUGGGGAUUGUCCACCACAUGGUCGUCGUUUUACCGACAUGCAAGAUGACCAUCCAGAUGGUGACCCAAACGGCUUAACAGCAGAAAGUGUACUACAAAAAAUGCAAUCAGAAAGCAUUCUUUAUUUUUUUGGAAAAAUUACAGAAUACACUGAUAAGAUGAUUCAAGUAUUCGAAAGCAUAAUUGGCGAAAUUCCAGUGUUUGAUCUUGUAGGAGGAGAUCCGAUCGAAUUAAUUAAUAAAUUUACCAGGGCUGCCACUUCAUCUAUCACUAUUUCUGUUUCACUAACUAGCACCCUUGGAAGUAGGUCUAGUGAUGUAUACUCUUUACGACAAAUAAGACGUGAUAUGAACCCAGAUGUGCCCAAUUGGGACGCUAUUCCAUCGCGAAAGGGAGUAGUUUUAUAUUAUUUUAUUCCUAAAACUAUGGAUGAAAUUAAGGAUCCGAGAUGCUUCAGAAAAGAAAAUCUCUUUUCUAAAAACUUCUCUUUCAAGAUUGCACCGCAGCCAUUUUCUGCUGGAGUUGAAAAGUAUGCAUAUUUUGCCCUUAAUACUAGAAGAAAUCCACACAAAAGACUAGUGCUGAAAGAAUAUCUCAAAGACGGAAGGACAAAUCCUUUUGAAAGGUAUCUUGAGGCUGUAGAGAUCUCUACUGUGGCAACCUAUCUUUCUAUAAGAUUUAAUGCAGUUGCAAGACAAAAAGUGAAUUUCCUCAAUGUGGAACUUAUACGUGCUACUAUUGACACAAAGACUCAUUAUUAUAUUUCAGAGCCGGAACUUCAAGAUGCAACUUUUAAGCGAUUCAAUGUGAAUAGUGGAGUGAUCGUAGAAUUUCGUCCUACUCUUGAGGCAUUUGCCCAUUUCACAUAUGAAACUACUGGAGGGUAUUUGGUGGUUUAUGAUCUUCAAGGAAUCGAACUUACUGAUCGGUUCUUAUUAACCGAUUCAGCAAUACAUUGUACUGAUAUCCUAAGAUUUGGAAAGACAAAUUUAGGCAGAGAUGGAAUUAACAGGUGUUUCUUGAAAAAUCACAAAUGUAAUGAGAUUUGCAAGAGUUUAAGGUUAAGAAAUAUUGGAUAA